AUGUGUUUCACGUCUACAAAUAUUUUUAGAUAUAAGAAAGAUGUAAGAAAUGUUGAUUUUUCACUUAUUGUCCUUCGUAAAGAAAUUUGUUAUGAUGUGACUCUUCGUCUGAAAAUUAGUCGGUUAUCUAACUUAAAAUUACAGUUUAAUCAAAUUAUAUUUUCAAAUGGUUAUGAUUUAAUUGAAGUGUUAAUUCAGCAUAUUGUUUCAUUAGAACAUUUAUCACUAAGCAUCGGUUAUUUAUCCGAACCAUCUGUUAUUGAUGGUCGAUGUAUAGAGUAUGAUUAUUGGUUAUUAAAACGAAAAGAAAAAAUUAUAUGUUAUAUAGACAUUUAUGAAAAUGAUUUUUACCUUUAUUCACUACUGUGUAUUUUUCGUGAUAUUGAUUGUAUAUCAAAUGUAUUAAGUAUGUUUAAAGAUGUCAAAUGUUUAAAAUUUUAUAUGAGCAAUUGUCGAUUAAGUAAUAAAUCGCCAUCAGUAGUACUUAAAAAUGUCAAUACAAUUAUUUGUAAAUAUUUAACAUCAUAUGAACAAUUAUUUAAACAACAUUUUUCUCUCAUGUUACCAAAUGUUUGUAUUUUAAAAAUUGACAAUGUUAGUAUAUAUCGAAUUAUGGAAAAGCAACUAGCAUUUGACCACAACGACAAUAUUUUUUCAAACGAAUUAUUGAAUUGCAUUUUAUAUAGGUUAGAAGUCACUGAUAUUGAUGAUGAGAAGAAGAAUUAUUUCGUUGAAUUUCUUCGGUAUUUUUUUAAUAUUAAAAUAUUAGCAUUACAGUUUGCCAAUAAAAUUCGUAUUAGAAUUAUUCAGAGUAUUCUGAAAGUUUUAUUAUCAAAUAAAAGAUGUUUAUUAUCAUUUAUUCAAUGUUAUACAUGUAAUAAUAAUUUUGUGAUUACUGAUAACGUCGCAGAGAUUUUUAAACGAUUACUAACUGAACACUUUGGCAUUGAUAAUUGUUAUAUCCAUAUUGAACGUUAUUAUUUGAAAUUCGGGCGUUAA
This is a messenger RNA of Didymodactylos carnosus, 999 nucleotides long. Lineage: Eukaryota; Metazoa; Rotifera; Eurotatoria; Philodinida; Philodinidae. The record is from the annotation of a GenBank genome assembly.